Meleagris gallopavo (turkey) is the source of this 7973-nucleotide messenger RNA. The record is from RefSeq and is a predicted model, not a curated record. NCBI's taxonomy places the organism in Eukaryota, Metazoa, Chordata, Aves, Galliformes, Phasianidae.
GAGGAUACAGCCCUGACGAAAAAAAGGCCUUGUGCCAAGCGCGGAGCCGCCGGAAGGAUGGAAGAUCAGGCAGCUCCGGGCUCUGGGGGCGGCGACGAGCCCCCGGGCCCUAGCAAGAUGAACGCGAAACGGAGCGGGCGCUCCUCGGAAGAGGAGACCCGGAAUAAGACGAAGUUGAAUAUCCAAAUAAAAACUUUGGCAGAUGAUGUGCGUGACAGAAUAACGAGCUUCAGGAAAUCAACAGUGAGAAAAGAGAAACCGUUAAUUCAGCACCAUGUUGACACACAACCUACUAUUAGUGAAAUUCCACUCGCCCAGGCGCUUCUGGAUGAACGGUGCAUGAACUUAUCUGAAAAGGAGGUUAUGGAUCUCUUUGAAAAGAUGAUGGAGGACAUGAAUCUUAAUGAAGAACGGAAAGCUCCUCUAAGAGAGAAGGAUUUAUCCACGAAACGUGAGAUGGUUGUCCAGUACAUUUCUGCCACUGCUAAAUCCAUAGUCGGAAGUAAAGUUCCGGGUGGACUCAAAAAUAGCAAACAUGAAUGCACGCUGUCAUCUCAAGAGUAUAUUCAUGAGUUACGAUCUGGAAUAGCUGAAGAAAAGCUUCUUAACUGCCUUGAAUCGUUGAGAGUGUCUUUAACCAGUAACCCAGUUAGCUGGGUUAACAAUUUCGGACACGAAGGCCUUGGACUACUUUUGGAUGCCUUGGAAAGGCUUUUGGAUAAGAAACAACAGGAAAAUAUUGACAAGAAGAAUCAACAUAAACUCAUCCAAUGUCUGAAAGCUUUUAUGAACAAUAAAUAUGGACUGCAGAGGAUUCUUGGAGAUGAAAGAAGCCUUUUACUUUUAUCAAGAGCGAUCGAUCCGAAGCAGCCACAUAUGAUGACAGAAACCGUGAAAAUACUUUCUGCAAUCUGCAUUGUUGGAGAGGAAAGAAUUCUGGACAAGGUCUUAGGAGCUAUAACAACUGCUGCUGAAAGAAAUAAUAGAGAACGCUUCUCUCCAGUUGUUGAAGGACUGGAGAAUCAUGAGUUCUUACAACUGCAGGUAGCCUGUAUGCAGUUCAUCAAUGCCCUUGUUACAUCUCCAGAAGAACUUGAUUUCAGGAUUCAUUUGAGAAAUGAGUUUUCACGUUGUGGCUUGAAGAAAUUAUUGCCUGCCUUGAAAGAGAAGGAGAAUGAAGAGCUUGAUAUUCAGUUGAAAGUGUUUGAUGAGAGCAAAGAAGAAGACUUAAUUGAACUAUCUCAUCGUUUGAAUGAUAUCAGAGUUGAAAUGGAUGAUCUGAAUGAAGUAUUUCAGUUUUUGUAUAAUAUGUUGAAAGAUACUUCUUCUGAAAACCACUUUUUGUCAAUUCUACAACACUUCCUUCUCAUCAGGAAUGAUUACUAUGUCCGACCUCAAUACUACAAGGUAAUCGAAGAAUGUGUAUCACAGAUAGUAUUGCACAGCAGUGGCCUGGACCCAGAUUUUAGUUGCAGAGGAAGAAUGGACGUGGAUUUUACCCAUCUUAUUGAUGCAGCUGUAGACAAAACUAAAGUAGAAGAGAGUGAGAAAAAAGCAGCAGAAUUUUCCAAGAAAUUUGACGAGGAGUUCACAGCUCGACAAGAGGCACAAGCAGUACUUCAGAAACGAGAGGAAAAGAUCAAAGAACUUGAAGCAGAAAUCAAACGAUUACAAAGCCAGGGUCCUCCUCCACCAAGUGUGCAUGUGCCACCUUCUACAGUAUCUCUGCGAUCUAGUGGAACAGUGCCACCACCUCAACCCAGUGGUACGGCUUCUGUGCUGCCUCCUCCUCCACCACCACCACCACCACUGCCUGGUGUGACCGUAAUUCCUCCUCCGCCUCCGCUGCCUGGUGCGACCACAAUUUCUGGUGCAACUGUAAUUCCUCCUCCACCUCCACUGCCUGGUGCGACCGCAAUUUCUGGUGCGACCGUAAUUCCUCCUCCUCCUCCGCUGCCUGGUGUGACCGUAAUUCCUCCUCCUCCUCCGCUGCCUGGUGUGACCGUAAUUCCUCCUCCUCCUCCACUGCCUGGUGCGACCAUAAUUCCUCCUCCUCCUCCACUGCCUGGUGCGACUGCAUCUCCUGGUGCGACUGCAGUUCCUCCUCCGCCUCCGCUGCCUGGUGCGACUGCAAUUCCUCCUCCGCCUCCACUACCUGGUGGAGCAGCACCAGUGCCGCCGCCACCGCCUCCACUGCCUGGUGGUGGCGCAGGGCCUCCACCUCCACCACCUGGUGGGCCUCCAAUGGCACCAUUUCUUGGUAGUUAUCCAUUUGCUCCUGUCCCAGUGAUGCCAGCAUUACCACACGGAAUGAAGGAGAAGAAAAAAUAUAAUGUGGAAGUAUCUAUGAAGAGAAUCAACUGGUCCAAGAUUGAGCCUUACAAGAUAGCAGAAAAUAGCUUUUGGGUAAAAGCUGAAGAAGAUAAAUUUGAAAGCCCAGAACUAUUUGCAAGAUUGGCAGUCACUUUUGGAACACAAAUGAAAGCUAAAAAGGCAGUAGAAAAACAAGAAGAAAAGAAAACAGAACAGUCAAAGAAAAAGAACAAAGUAUUAAGAGUUUUGGAUGGAAAAACUUCACAAAACUUAUCAAUAUUUUUGGGUUCUCUACGUAUGCCUUAUGAAGAAAUAAAAAAUAUCAUUUUAGAGGUUAAUGAAGAGAAGCUGACUGAAACCUUUGUUCAGGCUGUAAUGAAGAAUCUUCCUGAACAGGAAGAAAUUAAUGCCUUAGCUGCAUUGCAGGAUGAAUAUAAUGAUCUUGCUGAGUCAGAACAAUUUAUAAUCGUGAUGAGUUCAGUGAAAAUGCUGAGGUCACGUCUCAAUGCAAUUCUUUUCAAACUUUCAUUUGAAGACCAUAUAAACAAUAUCAAGCCUGGCAUUAUGGCAGUUACACUAGCUUGUGAAGAGCUGAGGAAGAGUGAAAGUUUUAGUAAGCUUUUGGAGUUAGUGUUGUUCCUUGGAAACUAUAUGAACACUGGCAGCAGAAAUGAACAGUCUCUUGGUUUUAACAUCACAUUUCUUUGCAAGAUUAUAGAUACUAAAUCAACAGAUCAGAAGACAACCUUGCUGCACUUUCUGGCGGAAGUGUGUGAGGAGAAUUAUCGUGAUAUCUUAAAAUUCACAGAUGAACUGCAGCAUGUUGAGAAUGCAAGUAAAGUUUCAGACAAAACUCUAAAGAGCAACCUUGACUCAAUGAACAAACAGAUCCAACACAUAGAAAAUGACAUUAAGAAGUUUCCUAAAACAGAAGAUGAGCACGAUAAGUUUGUAGAGAAGAUGAGCAUCUUUGCUGAGAAUGCACGAGACCAAUAUGAAAAGCUGUCCUGCAUGCACAGCAACAUGAUGAAACUAUAUGAGAAUUUGGGAGAAUACUUUACUUUUGACGCCCGUUCAAUAAGCAUGGAAGAAUUCUUCGGUGAUCUGAACAACUUCAGAAUUCUGUUCUUGGAGGCGUUAAAAGAAAACAACAAAAGAAGAGAACUGGAAGAAAAAAUGAAGAGAGCCAAAUUGGCAAGAGAAAAGGCUGAGCAAGAGAGGCUGGAGAGACAGAAAAAGAAGCAACGGCUGCUUGAUAUGAACAAAGAAGGUGAUGAGACCGGAGUGAUGGAUAGUCUCCUUGAGGCCUUGCAGUCAGGAGCUGCAUUCAGAGAUCGCAGGAAGCGUGUACCACGAGAUAACAGACAAGUAGGUUUGGAAGACUCUCGUACUCGUCACAGUGGAACAAGAGCAGCUCUAUGAUUCUUCUGAUGCCAAAGAAUUUAGUGAAUUGUUUUAUUUACAAUAACAUUGAUAUAUUUUUAAGAGUUUAUCAUCCAAAUUGGCAACGAUCACAAAAGAAUACUGGUAUUGACAAAAUGCAAAAGAUGUUUAAGUAAUUUUUGUUAAAUAAUCCACAUACUGUAUCUUAUUACCCCAACUACAAAGAUCUGUAAACAGUGUUUAACAGCAAGGUCUUAUUUUUUUUGUUCUUUUUUUUUUUCCUUUUUCCUUUUACUUUUUUCUUUACUUUUUUUCCUUUCCUUUUUUUAAAGCUGGUAAUUUGAAUGAAAGGAGUUGGGGGUUCCUAGAAAGUGCUUUACAUGGCUAAGAAAAUAGACCUUUGUUGAAAGAAUACAGAUGUGGAUUCCAUUUGCAAUUCUCGUUUGGACCUGAAAGAAAAAAAGUAAUAAAAUUGUAUGUUAAAAAAUUCAGAGGUGAACUGAUGUACAGAAUCAUUUUUGUAACCAUAAAAACGCAAUGCAUAGCCCCAGUGAGGUUGCUGGAAAUCUGUAUCUCUAUGUAAAGCCUGGUGGAUUCAGCAAGUUUGGCUCCAUGUAGGAUAUAGCACAUAUCUCCACUUUUGGUGACUUUAAUGAUGUAUAAUCUUAUAAAAUUAUCACUGCUAAAAAUAAAAAGUAAAAAAAAAAAAAUAAAUCAAACAGAGCAUAGGAUUUCACCAAAAUUAAAUGAUACUAUGGGCAGAAUAUGUUUUUAACUGAAUAUACAGAGAAAUUUUCUAAUUAUGAACUUAUAUAUUCUUUAUACAGAUAUUUGGGGAAAAUGAUUGUCCUAUUUUAAUUAUACUGAAAAUACCUUUGUGUAGGUUUUUAGAUACGGACUACAUUAUGAAGCUAUUCAGAGCUGCCUCUGAGUUUUUCCUCUGUUUCUCAGGUAAAACAUGUAGCGGGAUCUCUGUGGUGGAUUUUAGUUCCGAGGGUUUAGCAGCUAAGAAUAAGUUCUCUACCUGGAGCACUAUAUAGCAGAGAACAAUGAUUGCAGCAAUCUGAUUUUUUUAGGAAACUUCUCCCAUUCUACUUUGUAUACAGCCCCUGCACUGCAGUACCUCAGGUGAGCAGUCAGCUCGGUAGCUGACACUGUCUAUGUUCUGCCACUCAAGGGGAAACUUAACAGUUCUCUUUUCUCCCCGGACUCUAGUUGAAUGUACAGUGUGUUUUGGUGUUCAGGUCAGUCUUCACCAUCAUUUGUACUGAAGACUUGAUGCUUAUUUGGAUGAGAUGGAGGAUUUUAAGUGGGAGUUCCAGUAGAACUACUCGUAUGGUAUUUUUAAAAACAGGAUACAGUGUAGUAGAUGGCACUUAUUCUCAAGUUAUUACUGAUUGAUGAAUUAGUAUGAAUACUUGUAUUGCCUGGGGUUAUGGGAAACUUCUUUUUUUAAUGUUAUAGAAUAUUUGGAGGUCACAUUGUUUUCUGUGCACAAACUGCUAGCUCUAGAGGAGCGUUUGAUACUGGGGCGGUGUAAUUUUGCACUACUGCUUGAGCCAAGCGUCUUUGUACAGUAGAUACUUUUUGCUUAUCUGGUAAUAUACUUUAAAGACUAUCCAGCUAUGUAGGGAUAAAUGCUUACAAUUUCAAGCUAUGUUCAUAAAUACACAGUUACUGUAAGAAAAGAUAAAAGAUACAGCUCCUUAUCUGUCCAAGUAUUGAUUUUUCUUUUUUUUUUAAUGGUCUUCAAAGAAUAUGGUUUUUGCCCAUUGCUGCACCACUAAACACAAGAAUGCAAAUGAAGCCUAGUGAAAUGUGUGCUGUCAACUAAUACUCUACCUAAACUGGGGCUUUUUGUGUUUUUAGUAAUUAAGUAAAGUCUUGUAUGGUACUUCAGAAAAAAAAAUAUGCAUGCAACAGGAUUCUGUUCUGUCUCUCAGUUCUUUCAAUAAGAGAUACAAAGAAUUAUAUUCUGUUUUUGUGUAAGGUCAACAUCAACCUUGUACUCAACCAUAUUAAUUUUGCAGUUAUAAAAAUGUGCUUAAUGUGCAUAGCCAGUUUAAAAGGAUUAGGUGCAUAAUGUCAAUAUAAAUUUGUACUACAAUCAAUAGUGUAUUAAAAUUCAAAUUUUAAAAUGAGCAUUUUGGGAUUUAGAGGUAUUGAUAUCUUUAUAUGUGAAAACUCAACAGCUCAAAGCAGAAUCUUUAUACUGUAGCAGUAAUUAUUAGUGCACAAGUUUUUCAUUUCCAUGGUUGUAUUUUUUAAAAGGUCUGUAAAAGCUGACUGCAGAUUCUCAAGAACCAAAUCUUAGCAAAAAACAAAUCCAAAAUAACAUCAUCAUGUAAUACUUCUAUUUUACUACUAUUUUUUUCGUAUUUGAAACAUUUAUAUAAUUUAAUGGACAUAUCUGUUAGAACAAAAGUGUCUUUCAAAGGAAAACUAGUUUAGAGGAUAAUUUAUGUAAAUAUAGGGUGCUCGUAUUUAUGAAGUCUAAAAUAUUUUCUGAAAUUGAUGCUGGUCACUUUGUCUUUUGAUAGUUUUUUCAGUCUAUAUUAAAUUGCAGCUAUUUUUAAUGUUUUUAUUAUUGAUCUGAUUUUCAGAGUUGUCACGUGUUUCUCUAGAAGUGUAGAGUAGUAGCACCUUUUUCAGAAAUGCACUUGCCUUAUUUUCUAAUUUAAAAAAAAACAAAAUAUAUCAGUUAAACUAUAUUUGUAUUCAGAAUAAUCCCAGAAAGAAAAUUGCUGGAGGCUUCAUACAUAAAUUUCUCGCUAAUUAUUUUUCACUAAAUGUCCUCUGAGACAUUAAGUUAACAGUAUCCUAUCACAUCUGUUUGCAUUCACAUUUUACCAGUUAGAAAUAAUGAAGAUAUUUUUUUUAUGAUGUUACACUGUUUACAUUUCUUAGUUUAUUUAAGAGGAAAAUAAUCUUACCUUUGUUAUGAAUUAAACUAAAUUUGCAAUUGACAUGGGAAUGAAUGGUUUAAAUCAUAUACGAAUAUGCAUCUCUGUUGCUUAAAACUACUGGCUGUACUGAUCAGAAAUGUAAAGACACAAAGACACAAGACAUUUUUGCUCAAGUUUGAUGAGUUUGCUGAGAAAAAGUGCAAGACGAUUUGUCAUGUAUGUUUGUGAUUGAGCAAAUGUCUUUUCCCAGCACAUAAGUGAUGUUAGUUUUGUGUUAACCAUAUUCUGAACUGAUGUUAAAGCCAAAACAAAUUUAGUGCCUCAGAGGGCAUUGACAAACAUCUUCAGGAAGCAUUCCUAGAAAUACUGUUAUGUAACUUGUUCUGAUUUUAAACAACCAUGAUCAAUAUGGAGAAUGUUAUCUGGAAUUAGUGAUUCUCUUCUGAAAAUGUGGAGACAAUUGCAAAUAUUCUCGUAGUUCCCUUCGAUAUUAUGCAGACAGUUACGAAUAUAUGUAUAUUUUUGCAUUUGUAUGUGUGGUAUAUGUACUACCUCAGAGAAAUGCUGUAAAAAAAAAUAAACAAACCAACAUAUUUUGAUGAUUUCUAUCCAAACCACAGUUCAUCCAUGACCUAAUUCAAAUUUACUCCACAAUGUACAAAUGGUUUGCUAAGCUGAGAAUCUGGCUGCAUUUUUGGUUUGGCUCUGGAAAUCUUCCUAUAGCUUUUAUUAAGAAAACUUUGCAGUGUUUUGCUUUCGCAUUCCUCAGGCAAAUCAUGCUCUGAUGGGUGAAUUUAGUACAUCCUAUAUUGAGAAUAUAGGAAAUAUUUAAAGCUGGUAAUAGUUGCGUGGAAGCAAACUUACAUAGAUUGCUUCUUAUCCUUUAAACAAAGGCUUGGCUGAAUUAUACUUCAAUGUUUGCCUUCAAACUGGUGAGAGGUCACCAUAAAAAAUGCUAAGAGAGAAAGCAGUGUAAAGGUAGCUCAUCUCUUAUGUGCCAUAAUGUUACCCAUUUUGAUAUGAAUAUUGUUCAAAACCUUCACGUCUCACAGAAUGUAAAUAAUAAAAAUAAAAUCAAAGCAGUUAAAGCCAAAUCCCUCAGCUUUUUCAGAUCACAUACUGCUUUUGUGUGCAAGAAAGAGACGUGUAAGCCUGUGUAUUCUGCAAGCUGUCACUAGGCACCCACUGAUUUCCUAAGAAAAAUGUUAAAGGAGAAAGAUUUGUUCUUGUAGUGCUUCUUUUAGUGCUAUUUGAGGUGAUACAUAUGCCACAGAAUGUGAACAAUAAUUGAUUACGGUUUAGUCAGUAUCAUGCGCCAUUUGGUUUCCCUUUUAGAAGUCAUACGACUCCUUGAUGCCAAAAAAAAAAAAA